This is a messenger RNA of Pecten maximus, 1052 nucleotides long. Its product is annotated as MRG/MORF4L-binding protein-like. The record is from RefSeq and is a predicted model, not a curated record. Lineage: Eukaryota; Metazoa; Mollusca; Bivalvia; Pectinida; Pectinidae. The coding region runs from base 22 to 567 and encodes 181 amino acids. Gene Ontology annotation, biological process: regulation of transcription by RNA polymerase II. Gene Ontology annotation, cellular component: nucleus; NuA4 histone acetyltransferase complex. The transcript has 4 exons.
CCCAGUUUUUAUGAAAUAAAUAUGGCGGACGCAGAAACAGUAGAGAUGGAAGUAAGCCUAUUCCAUGCAAUGAGAGGACACAAGCCUGUUGGUGUAAAUCGACAUUUCCAGAUGCUUGUCAUCCAUGACAAACUUAAUAACUCCUUUAGCAGAAAAGUUACAUCCAAGCAGAUUUGGAAUCGACUGAUCACAAUGUAUGACCUGACAGCGCUGAAUGAAUCGGAGAUCUUGCCAUUUCCCAACAAAGAGAUAGACUUUGUCCUGCCAGAGGAAGAUUUCUCAGACGUUGUACAGAAGGAGUUUCCACGAUCACAAUCUACCGCACAGAAGUCCCAGGACGACAGUAAAAGUGACAAGUCUGAUGCUUCAUCUAAGGACACUCACACAUCAGUUUCCAAGCAAACAAAAGCAGAAAAAAAUGAAUCCAAGCCAGAAAACAAACAUACCAGUAACUUAAUACAUGGAAACACGCCUGAAAAUUCUCCAAAACGGAAACGUACGAGGCAGACCCAUUCUACACAUACCAGCCCUGCAACUCCGGAGGUUCCCAGUAAACGUAGACGAUGACAGGGAAUAUUAACUGUGUAAAUGAGACUAUCUGUAUAAGAGUAUUGUAAAUAAAAGAUACGAAUGAUUGUAUGAUUGGGUGAUGAGAAUAUGGUUUGUGAUGAGAAUUGGGCAUUGAUGAACGCCAUGUGAAUGUUGAGAAAAAGUGGUAUGAUAUAAUGAGACAUGAGAAAAGUGAACACUUCGUGUGAGAAAAAUAAAAAAGAAUAUGAGUGAUUGUAAGUGUGGGUGAUUAGUGAGAAUGGUACAGUGAGCAUGUUUAUGUGAUGAGAAUAUGGUUUGAUAAAAAUUGAGGUGUGAGAUGUGCAUAAUGAUGACAAUAUGUUGAAACAUAAGAGAUGUGAGAUGGAAAUAGCGGAAUCUGAGAGGUGUGUGAAAUGUUAAUAUCUUGGCCUUCAUUAAAAAGAAUACCUCUUCCUUCUUGGAAGAGAAAAAGACAACUUUUUCAGUUAUUUUCAGAAAAAAAUGAAUAAAAAAUACUGAAA